GAGUAUGAGGUGCCAUAUAUAGUACUACAUACGUGUUACGAGUGAAGUGGUGGUGGUGAGUGAAGUAGUGAUCCCAAGCAACACGCUGUUAUCCUCUUGCUUCUUGAGUCAAGACUGGCCUGGGCUCGAAGACGUAAGCAAAGCGACGCAGUCUUUGCAUGCAUCAGGCCAGACGCACGCCCCAGGCCAAAACCUGACACUGGCGUGACAAUGAGCUGACUUCCCCCUCCUGCCGCUCUUUGUGGGCACUACAGUGAGGUGUUGUUCAAAAGCCAGCGAUGCUGGCUCAGGCCUCCUGCUGUGUGUUCUUGAUAAUUACAUGAACUUUUGCUUUACUUGAUGUAAAAGUGUAUCGGUGAGUGCUUCCCGUAAAUCCACGUAAAAAACAGGUGUGAGCGUGGAGGUGCGAGUAAGUGUGGCGACGCGUGACGGUGAGCGUCAUGUAGCUGGCAACAUCUAACCACGAGCAUUGUAGGGUGGUGGGACGAGCCAGGUCACCGUCUUUCAGGAGGGGUCAUCACGACCCUUGACUCUCGUUACUCAAUGUGGGCAGUUGGAGUGCGAGGCGAGGAGGGCGUGAGAGGUGGAGAUGGCUUGGAGGAGUGAUGUUGCCACCACUUAGAAGAGUGUGACCGCAGGGUGAGGUGCGUCACGCUUGUGAGCACACUGGCGGCGCCCGCCCCGCACCCCAUCGUGGGUGAGGCAAGAGCAAAAGGGAAUGGAGGGGCGGGCAGGAGGCCCUGCAACGCUGCCGGGCAACAAGGGCGCAACCCUGCCGGGUUAUCGCGUGGGGCCUGUACGUUAUGGUGUUCGCCUCGCGCCCCACGAUGCCCCGGGAGAGACUGUGCCAGCCCGACGCUGCUCGGAGGGCGAUCUUGGAGGGCCAGGAGAGAGCCGCGUGGUGAACCAGAGACCAGGACCUGAUCCUGUCUGUGAACCACCGCAAGUGUUCAAUGGGCCUGAUGGGCCGGUGAGGCAGGUGGGUCCCGGUGAGGGUGAGCGAGGAACCUCCUCGCCUCUACACCUGAAGGAAGCACAUUCUCUUCUCAACAACAAGUGGACACCCCUCACGGUUCCCUCGUCAACCUCCCUAUUGCCUCCGUCCCUGCCCCGUCAACAUCCACUCGGCCCGAGCUUCAACACCACACCCCGGCCCUACGUGACGCCUUCGUCUGGGACUCGGACUUCGGCACAUCAGAAUUCUGAUAAUAUAUGCAAUGACAACAACAGUAAUAAGAAAAGUGGUGCAGUUGGGUGGCUCCGGAUGACGGCAACAGAUGGCGCGGAUGUCCAUCCUGCCACCGAGGCUAAGACGGCUCAACUAAAAUUAUCCUCUCAUCCCUCGGCGGAAGGCACGCCAUCUUCCCCGCAGGGGACGGCGCGCCCUGUGCUGGCCCUCAACUUUCACGGUGACACAGCCACGUUCAGGAGCGAGGCCACCAUCGUGGUGACCCAGGUCAAUUUGGAUCAAGGGAAGAAGGAAAGCCUUAAGACUUGCUCUCCUCUUUGCCAGCGGCGGGGCAAUGCGACCCUCAGCCUUGCCGAGAGCGCUGCCGGCCAAGGGAAAACCUCAGGAGGGGAUAUGAGCGUCACUUGUGCUGGCGAAGGCUCGACCCUAUUGGAGGAGGUGAGGGCGGGCGGGCCGCCUCCCUCCGCCGCUAAAUAUACGUGUUGUGUGGCGGGCCGCUCCCCCCGCCACCCGCUGCCCCGCCACUCCACUAUGUUUAGCUACCCGGGCCCGGCGCGCCCCGCCAUCCCCGAGGAGCCCGUCAGUGCGCACCUCACCAGUGACCAGAACAGUGCCCGCCCGCCUACCACGCCUAGUGACGCCCAUGGAAUUGCAGUGCAGUGUUCGGUGCUUCCAGGAGAAGGGGGUGGUAGUGUAGCCUCGGGGGGCAGCGGUCAUGGGGACCGUGUGGCCCCCCCGGCGCCAGUGACUAGCCAGGCCUGCGUUCCCACCUCCACCACCACCACCACCACUACCACCCACUCUACCCGGAGGCCCGUCAGACCCAAACCAGAAAUACCUGACCAUUUGUACCUCCGCUGGGCUGCUCUCUUUCCCCCUGAUGCUGUCUUAGAGUAUCGUAAAUCUAGACUUCACUCCGAAGUGGGUGCGGGGGCCCCAGGGGGCAUUCCCGCCCCGUCAGAUGAGGGUCAUCAGCCGGUGACACCGGCUGACCUCGGCCGACCGCAAGGAGGGCUGCAAGAAACCCGGCAAGGACUCCAGCUUCUCACUCCUGGAAAGUCUGCCCAGUCUCGACUGGGCGACCCCACCGGCGGGCUGGGAGGUGGAAGAAAGGACGGGGGCCGCGGGCCCCCUCCGGCACGUCCCCCCAGGUCUCGACAGAACCAUCUAGAAGAACUGCGCAAAUGUACUGAAAGAUUGAAAACUCCGUCCCCAGACAAGAAGGUGCGGGCCGACUCUGCUCCCCCGCUUGAAACGACGGCAGUAACAGUGGCAGACGCGGCAGCACCAUCGGUGGCGGCAGCGAGUGAGAUCCAAGACGGGGCGGGAAUGGGGCGGGGUAAGGUCAGGAGACGUAGUAAUGAGACGCGACCUAUCUUGCAGCGCCAUCCUGCACUGGGUAAAAGCCCCAGCCUACCACCACAGCUACCUUCGGCCAAAGACUCAGAAAUUGUUGUGUCGUCGCCCGGCGGUAGCAAACAGAACACCAAGGAAGACCCACUUCAGUCAACACGGAGAGGGGAAGAAGAUUUGAUUCAAGAAGGAAUGACGAAGCUGCCGCCUCGGCCUCGCCCUGAGGCUCGCGUCGUCAUCCCUCCGCGAGUCAUAACCUUCAGAUCUGCAUCUGUUUCCUUGUGCAAGGACUAUUGGGGCUCCAACACACUGCCCAAGCGGAAGCCUGCCGUGGAGACGAAGGAAGGGGAGAACACUGGGGGCGGACCUUCUCACAUACACGCUCCUCUCACUGCCGCUGCUUCCAUCAGCGACAUGACCAACGUCGGGGCCAAGUCUGCGCUCUCUCAGCCUGAGAAACUCGAGACCAAGUCUAAAUCUGAGAGUGAAUUAUCCUUGGCGGGAAGGAGGGGAGUCAAAGGUGCCCUUUCGGAUUUGAGAGAUAGUCUCCGUAAAAAACGAGUGGGAUUCGGCAGCGUUCGUAGUGCGUCAGAGGAAGACAACGAGGCAGCAGCAAAAGGAGUGGGCUUGAGUGGGGAGGGAACAGGCCACUCGUUGGUCACUAAAAGUGAUGCUAAAGAUGACUGUUUAAGCGAACAAAAAUUAAAGGAAUAUAAAAACAAAGACGAAAAAGCUAGUGCUUUAAAAAGUGAGAAAAGAGAAAACGGCAAUAAAAAGGGGGAAAAAGAAAAGGACGGUAAAUGUAAUAGAGUUAGUUUUUCUGAUGAAGUGAAAGAUAACAGUUUGGAGGAGGAGGGCUGCGAGCUGCCGCACCUGAACCACCUGUCCGGUGAGCAGGGGGAGGCCCGCCAACCCUCUGUCGUCUUUACCCUCGGUGACCCUUCCACGGUCAACGAAGCCCUCACACCACUGGACAUCUCUGGCUAUCGAGGGGUGGAUGCGUUACCUGAGGAGAGCGGGGAACAUGAUGUGCUGGGCGGGAAGAGAUCUGCGGGAGAGAGCGAGUCCUGCCCAACUCCCGUUCCUGAGGCACGCGCGGGACCUGCUGGUGCACUCACAGCUCCGGUGUCUGUUAGUUUUGAAAAUACUUUGAAUGAGAGUGAAAAUAUUAUUCCCCCGGGCGGGGAUCUGCCAGCCUCUGGGGGACGGGCUCCCCCAGGAAACACUCCUUCACCUGGAUCUUCAUCUUUUCAACACCCGGAGCAUUUGUCUAGUCAUGCCUCAGUGGAAGUGCCUGAAAAUACUGACAGGACUCAGCAGUUGUCAGAACUGGACAGUAAAAGGCGCAUUUACUUUCUUUUGGGUAAAGUUAAGGGUGGGGAGGGGGAGGAAGUGCUAGAGCAAUCGUCCGGCCGUCAGUUAGAGUGCCAGGUGGUGCAAAAGGAUCCACGCCCUUCACAGUGCCUCGUCAUCAAGGCUGGGGCGCGAGUUGGUCGUAUGGUCAGAUCCGGUCCACGCCUCCCUCGUGAGGACUCUGAUGGCGAUAGCGGCGAGAGAGACGCUACUCAAACUUACAUGACACAGAUGAGUGACGACGGAGCCUUCGGGGAGGAGCUCAAGAGUCAGGACCAAACCUCUUCAGACUCCUCCUCGCAAGACAGUGUCGGGCCAGGCCAGGAAGGAGGGACGCCGGGCUCUGAGACACUGCAGGAUGUUCCCCUCAGGCCAGCGUUGCGUCGCCAUCGAAGUUCAAUGGAGGAAAACGAUGAGAGGCCUCAUCCUUUUCAAACUCCGAGAACGAGUUCGCAGACCAGUGACAUCAGAUACUCCGCUGAGGAUAAUGAUGGUACGAGAGAAUUUAGAGCACGGGAUGACAACAUGGAUCAGCACAGCCACUUCUCUCUGACCGAUCCUUAUCUGGGCGAGGUCACACCAGAGGCUUACCACUUAUUCCUGUUUUCCGAUCCUCGCGUCAUGGAUCGCGCUGAAAGAAAGAAAAAACAUCGUAGUGAUCCCAGCUGUGAGCGGCGAGCUAGCAGCGAGGCUCAGCGCUACUUGAGUGAGCCGCACCUGGGUGCCGCCAGGGCUCAUGGACCUCCAGACCGCUCAUCAGGGAAGGGUGUUGUAUCUCAGGCCUCCACAGAUUCCGAGGGUAAGGACGAGCGAGGAGAGCAGCAGCUCGUCAAUCCCCAGCGGAUAUCCACCCCGCAGGUCCUCUUAAUCGGUCACGACAGCGACGGCUCCGACUACCCACCGUGCCGGACUCCUGCCAGGAACGCUUCUCCAACACCAUACAUGCAGGACAGUGACUCUGGAGAGCGCAGCGCCCCUCGUAGUCCUCAUGUACCCCGCAGGUACUCUAAGAGACCACUGAGAGGUCCUUACGGGGGAUUGCUGGAGGCAGAAAUGAAUAAGUCUAAGGGGUCGUCUUACCUGGCGGAGGACACUUACUGGAGGGUGCGGGAUGCCAAGAGCUGCUCUCCCCGUCCGCCUUCCCCUGCCUCCCCUGCCGUGAUACUGGGCCAACAACCCCCCCUCAUCAUCCCCACCUGUCGCUCCUACGACGACUCCUCUAUCGCUAUUAACUACGCCGGCAGUGAGCGGCCACCGCGGCACAAGGUCAGCGAGGAACCAGAGUUGGACACAACAUCUCCCGGAGCCACCUCUCCCGUGGCCAGCGCCUGGGAAAGUGACGGUGAGGGUACUCGUUCCCCAGUGUCCCUCGCUCCCAUCCAUCAGCGCACUGUUUCGCCCACGGAGGGUGGCUUCACAUCUGAGGACGAACAGGAGUUGGUGGGGUUCUACACCGCAGCGAGACUCCUCGAACAAAACCACCAACAGCAGACACAAGAAAAACAACUGCACCAGCAGCAACAACAGCAUCAACCUCAACAUCAGCAACAACAGGGUAAGAAUCUUUUGAUUUUGGGGGGAGAGACGCGCCGGCACGCCGAACACCGACACUCCCAUAAACGACACAGGGACACUCGAGCACACGUGGUCGGGGAACUCUACGAAACGGAGAAAAACUACGUCAGGAACCUCAACUUCCUCUUAACGAGUUACCAACAGACGCUGAAGAGUCCAGAUUACAGUGCCAUGAUAGACUCCAACCUCGUCGACGAUAUCUUCUACAUGGUGCCUGAGAUCCACAUCCACCACGAGAGGUUCCUGGAGGACCUGAGACAACGGCAGGAAGCUCGCGAUGCUAGUCUCUGUGUGGGCGAUCUCGUCUUGCAACUGGUAAACAAUCCCAAUGUGGUGGAGUCUUACACAGCCUUCACCAACAACUGGAAGACAGCACAGGAGGCAAUCAAGGCAGCAUCCCAGGCCAAGCCAACCUUCAAACACUUCUUAGUGGCAAGGGCCAGGGAGCACCAAGGAAAGCUGGACCUCAAGGCUCUUUUGAUCAAGCCUGUCCAACGCUUCCCCCAAUAUGAGUUAUUGCUCAAACGCCUGCUGAAGCACACCAGCAGAGAACACCCAGACCAUGCCCUGGUGACAGAGGCAAUAGGGAUGGUGCAGCAAGUGGCCAGUCGGAUCAAUGCUGUGAAGGAGGAGGCCCUCCAGCAUGAACAACAGCAGCUCUGCCUCAAGGAGUUAGAGAACAUAAUUGAGGGCCUUGUGGGGCUGGUCCAACCUGACAGGACCUUCAUUCGCCAUGACCUUGUCACUAUGCAGUCUCGCCUGGUUGCUCGUAAGGAACGUUGCCUCUUCCUCUUCUCUGAUCUCCUUGUCAUCACAGCUAUAAAGAGACGGUCUGCCACUCUAAGAAAAGGUUCAAGUUUACUACUGACACUUGUGAAUUCUGUUGAGUCCAACAAAUUCAAACUCUCUAAAUUCAUUCCACUAGAUGACUUGGACAUAGCUAGGUCACGAGAUGAGAGCAUGAAAAAGUUGGCUCGUGAGAUAGAGGCACUCAAAGAGGACUUGAAGACACUACAGUACAUCUCCAAGCUGAGCAAGACCCUACGGUGUUCCCGGGGGUCCAUGGAUGAGGUAAUACAGGAUAUGAUCACUCAGGUACAGAAGCAGCUGACAGAGAGGCAAGAGACAGACUCCCAGCUGAUGGAACUUGAGCUUACAAUUACCACACAAGAAGUGAUGGAAAAUCUGACAUUCAUGUUCAGUAGUGCUGAAAAGAGAGCGAUGUGGGAGGAAGCAUUUAAUGAUGCUAAGCACAAAUUAGCCAUGUCAGCUGACCGGCGACCUCCUCCUGAGUUCGUAUCAGCACUUCCCAUCAGGAAAACUCGGGCUGGCCUUCAGUUUACAUGUGCCACUGCCACUCUUGGUCUCAAUGCUCACAACCUGAAGGAUGUCUGGGUCUGUAACAGUGAUGGAUAUGUAGGGCAGGUGUGCGUGCUCAGUCUGCAGCCAGACCCAACCGUGGCAUGCUGCAAUGGGGUCUGCAAUGCUCGAAUCCUGUCCAUUGCCUCCAUCCCCGCUGCCCCACAGUCCAAUUUCAGUGAUGAUGAUGAGGAUGAGGAGAUGCCCAUUGAUGACGACAUGAGGAAGCGGCGGAGUGAGUCACUUCCCCCUGAAAUGGGCUGUGACAACUCUGAGAACCACCAGCCCACCAUGUGGCUUGGCACAGAGGAUGGCUUCAUCCAUGUAUACAAUUGUUCCGACACCAUCAGGAUCAAGAAAAAUAAGUUUAAGUUCCAGCCUGGCUCUCCUGUCCACUGCAUUAUCCACCUAGACAACAGAGUGUUUGCAUCACUAGCCAAUGGUGACAUCAUCAUCUAUCGACGGGACAUGUCAGGGGAGUGGAAUGUGGCUGAGAGGCAGGUGGUGAGCAUCAGCACAGCUGCUUCUCCUGUCACCAAGAUGAUGGCAGUGGCUGGCAAACUUUGGUGUGCCACCAUGAACACCAUCAGAGUCCUCAACACUGCAUCUCUACAAGUAGAGCACUCCUUUGUGGUGGGAGGAGAGAAUGGCCGAGGAGUGUCCUGUAUGGUGUCUGCUGGCCAUGGAGUGUGGAUCUCCAUGCACAACUCCGCAUCAGUCCGGCUGUACCACACAUCCACCUAUGAGUGCCUGUGUGAGGUUAAUGUUGCCCCAGCCGUCACAAAAAUGCUUGCAAGCUGUGAUGACAUCAUUCGGCAGCAUAAAGCCGCCUGCCUGCGGGUCACCUCUCUCUUGGCGUGCCGGGACCUGCUGUGGGUGGGGACCAGUGCCGGUGUUAUUAUUACUGUGCCACUGGCCCACAAUACCCACCGCAUGCAGGCACCACCUAACAUGGUUGGCAUUCCCUAUGGCCACACAGGACAUGUCAGGUUUUUAACUAGUGUGGAGCUCACUCCUGAGCCUCGACCUUCCCGUCUCAAAGGCCACCCCAGAUAUUCCUUCAAGGGCAAGGACCACCCACACCACCAGCCAGGAACAGCUGCACCUGCCAAGCUGCUGGUCAUCUCUGGUGGUGAUGGCUAUGAGGACUUCCGCAACUCUGGCAUGUCUGAGGUGGCUGGUCGGGAUGAUUCCACCAACCAUCUGCUGCUGUGGCAGGUGUGAAGGGAAUGUCAAGUAUCUUUAGGUGGAUGAUCUUUCUGAAAAUAUCAAAGAAUCCACUGGAAUGGCAUCUGGUGGGUGUACCACACAACCUUUGAAAUGGGUAUUGCAUAAAAGCAUUAAAGAUCAUUGAGGUGUAAUAGCUUCUGGUCUCUUAUCAGAGGUUGCACUCAGUAAUCUUUUCUGCCAAAGAACCAAAGGGUAAAAUAUUACCUGCCUGGGUACCAAUAUUGUGUUUUGUGCAUAACAUCAACAACUGAGUUCACAUCUAUGUUACUGGAAAUGUAUAUCAUGGAAAGCCAAAGAAGACAUUUAGUGUUUUCUACUCAACCAAGAUGGAUGUUAAAAGUUUUGUGUUUGAGAAACAACUAAGCUUAAAAGCUAUGAAAGCUUUCAAAAAAGUAUCAAUAAGAUUUGUGCUUUUCCAAGAUGAUGAAGCAGAAUCCAAAGUGCCAAACAGAAAGCAUUUCAUACUGGGAUUUUUAGUAUUACCUCCUUGUCAGGGUUGGUCUCCUGAGUGAGUGAGACAUGAGCUAUGUGAUUCAUGAGUUGUAAUGUAUGUUUCAGAAAUGUCCCAGGUACUGUAACUUGUCUAUGAUCUAUGACUGCUCCAUGGACACCACUACUGCUCUCUCCCUAAAAAAAAAAAACACAAAAAAAUCUAUAACUGUAAAGUAUAUAUAUACAAAGCAUAUCAGCUUAUUGUUGUAGAAAUAUUACAGUGUUAUAUGCAUACAGAAGCCUGAGACUUCUAUCAUGCAAAUGUGGAAAUCAUAAAACAGUUAUUUCUUCAGUGUACUUAAAAUAGCAAGGAGAUAAAACUUUGACCUGUAGCCAGCAUUAGCUCUACCUGUGCCUGCCUUAGUGAAUAACAGACUUUGUGAUAAAAACUCACCAACUUAGUGAUAUUCAUUAGCGUUCUGUGACAACGAAGAAUUUUGCCUCAAAUGGAAACCCUCAGAUCUGGGCUGUGUGGCCAAACAUCCCCAUCUGCUGUCAAAGAUUUCUGGUGCACAGGCACAAUCUAACUUUUUAUAACAUCAUUAUUAAUAAAAGACUCAUAUACAGAGAAAACUUAGAAAACUACAAUAAAGAUGCAAAACAGAUAUGGUUAUCUUGUAUGAAGAAAUAGAUUGUUAACAUUAUUUGAAGUUGGAAGGACAGCAGGUUAAAUUGAAUAAGAAGAAAUUAAGACCUGUGUUACUGUUUCUUGUGCUAGAUGCAUGGCUGUCUAUAAAGUAUUUAAAAUACCUUUAGGUCAAGAUACUUAAUCCAUUUAAGUGCUGGAGACAUACAUUUAAGAAUUACAGUAAUUGGAGAGACGUAUGUAUUAGAUCAAUUUCAAAAUUGUAGACAAGUACAUACAUAUGUAUUCAGGAGAAUACACAAGUAUGUAUAUAGGUAAAAACGAGAUGAAAGUAAUGCUUAUGCCAUCAAAGAUCUGUGUCAAUAGCUCAGCCAAACCCUCUGACUAGGUAUCAGAGAAGUCAAUACAGUAACUUACAUAAUCAUUUAGACUUUGCUCUGUUAUUAAUGGUUCUGUGUAACAUUAACCAUUAAUAUUCAUCCCAUCAAGUAGGCACAAGUUAUUAUUUCCCAAAAGAGAUGAAUGCUUGCAGCUUUAGUCUCUUAACCUACCUAUAUACAUAUAUGAAUAUAAAUAUAUAUAUAUAUUUAUUUAUUGGAAUUGAUUGAAAUAAAGUGAUAUUUAUUGUGUCAUCUUCCUAGAAGAUAUCAAUUACCUAUUUUUUUAUGAAAGUAGGUGUUUUUGUAUGUUGAAAUAUGGCAGUUUAUUAAAGUAUGAAAUGGUUAAAAGUUUUAAAGUUUGUUCAGUAUGUAAUAAUUUGAGAUGCAUCUUGAGACUUCUUCCAAACUGAUGCACUCAGCUUGCCUUUAUCAGUUCCACAUGCAACACCUAAUAUUUGUGCAUUCAUUAAUUUGCUCAAGAUGUAAUGUUAUGUAAAUUUAUAUGUAUUUCUAUUUUCAAAACUUCAGCUUUAUGUGAAACAAAAAUCUCUUAUUAGUUUCUGUGAACAUCUUUAUAUUCCCAGCCUCUUGGAACUCUUUUGCAUUUACACAUUCAAUCAAUGUGUAUUUUCUUUUAUAUAAUCUGCCUAUUCUGUCAUGAUGGAAUCUGAAGCUGUAUAUUUUUUGGGGGAGAGCAUGUCCCUGAUAUGUUACUGAUUACACAAUGUGCAGGUUUUUGUUGAUGCUGUAAUUUGUUACAAUGGAGUUAUGUAAAAUUUUAUUUUCUUAAUGAUACUGAAUUAUGGAUCAUACGAUUAAUGUGUCUCGUUACAUGUGGCAUGUGAGGUCAGUGGUUGUGACACUCUUGUCCCCAGAAAGUUUCUGACUCACACUUAUAAGGCACUGCACACCACACUGAUAGAGCAGCCAGCAGUGAUCUCAGUCCUGACAGGUCACACACACACACACACACACACACACACACACACACACACACACACACACACACACACACACACACACACACACACACACACACACACACACACAGUUUUUUA
Molecule: messenger RNA, 10575 nt
Organism: Portunus trituberculatus (swimming crab)
Lineage: Eukaryota; Metazoa; Arthropoda; Malacostraca; Decapoda; Portunidae
Exons: 20
Coding region: 719-8053 (2444 amino acids)
Biological process (GO): actin cytoskeleton organization
Molecular function (GO): guanyl-nucleotide exchange factor activity; protein binding
Source: RefSeq, a predicted model, not a curated record